GUUAGAGUUUACCUGUCGCCAUUUUAAGCAGGUAAAAUACUAAUACGAUACGGAAAAAACAGAGCAUCAAAGUGUUUAAUAGAAACGUUAAUCAAAGUUAUGUUGUUUAAGCUGUUAACCUCAUGAUGUUAAAGCUGGAGGAUUUGAGAAUCUGUAUCUUGUAAAAGUUUGAUCAAGAGUCAGUGGAGGAGAUCAAACUCAUCAGAUUCUCCUGCAGCUUCAUCAUGACUGAUUCACAAGGAUCCAGAGAUGGAGAUUUUUCUCCAGGAUACAGUUCAGUCCAGCAGAAGAGCUCAAACCCAGAGUCCAGCUGUGUGUCUGUGAAGAGUGACAGAUCUAUGGAUGACCCACCAACGUUAAAGAGUGGAGACAAACGGCCUGAUCUCAGUUCAGUCCAGCAGAAGAGCUCAAACCCAGAGUCCAGCUGUGUGUCUGUGAAGAGUGACAGAUCUAUGGAUGACCCACCAACGUUAAAGAGUGGAGACAAACGGCCUGAUCUCAGUUCAGUCCAGCAGAAGAGCUCAAAAACAGAGUCCAGCUGUGUGUCUAUGAAGUGUAACUGCUCUAUGGAUCACCCACUAACAAAGUUUAAGAGUGGAGACAAACAGCCUGAUCUCAGCCAUGACUCUAAACCUGCUGAAGUCCUCAACACAUUAAGAUCAAAUCUGAGGAAGAAGUUUGAGUGUUUGUAUGAGGGAAUAUCAAAGCAGGGAAACCCAACACUCCUGAAUGAGAUCUACACAGAGCUCUACAUCACAGAGAGUGAAAGUGGAGAGAUCAGUAAUGAGCAUGAGGUGAGACAGAUUGAGACACAGUCCAGGAGAGCAGAAACAGAGGACACACCGAUCAAAUGCAGUGACAUCUUUAGACCUUUACCUGGACAAGACAAACCCAUCAGAACUGUGCUGACAAAGGGAGUCGCUGGCAUUGGAAAAACAGUCUCUGUGCAGAAGUUCAUCCUGGACUGGGCUGAAGGGAAAGAGAAUCAGGACGUCCAGCUCAUAUUUCCACUUCCUUUCAGAGAGCUCAACUUGAUAAAAGACAAAACACUCAGUCUUUCAGAUCUUCUUCAUGUCUUUUUCCCUGAAACAAAAGAAAUGGAAAUAUCCAGUGACAAAUAUAAAGUGUUGUUCAUCUUUGAUGGUCUGGAUGAGUGUCGUCUGUCUCUGGAUUUUCAGAGCGAUGUGAGGUUGUGUGAUGUGACUGAAUCAGCCUCAGUGGACGAGCUGCUGAUGAACCUCAUUGUGGGGAAUCUGCUUCCCUCUGCUCUCAUCUGGAUCACCUCCAGACCAGCAGCAGCUGAUCUCGUCCCCUCUGAGUGUGUCCAUCGAGUGACAGAGGUACGAGGCUUCAGUGACCCACAGAAGGAGGAAUACUUCAGGAAGAGAAUCAAUGAUCAGGGACUGACCUACAGGAUCAUCUCACACCUGAAGUCAUCAAGGAGCCUCUUUAUUAUGUGUCAAAUCCCAGUGUUCUGCUGGAUCUCAGCCACUGUUCUAGAGAAGAUGUUGAAAACAUCAUGGAAAGGAGAGAUUCCCAAGACUCUCACUCAAAUGUACACACACUUCCUGAUCAUUCAGAUCAACAUCAAACAUGAGAAGGACUUUGAGAAGAAUGUGAAAGAUGAAGACAUGAUCCUCAAACUGGGGAAAGUGGCUUUUCAGCAGCUUGUGAAAGGAAACCUGAUCUUCUAUGAGGAAGACCUGAGAGAGUGUGGCAUUGAUGUGACAGAAGCAUCAGUGUACUCAGGAUUGUGCACUCAGAUCUUCAGAGAGGAGUUGGGCUUGUAUCAGGGGAAAGUCUUCUGCUUUGUUCAUCUGAGCAUUCAGGAACAUCUAGCAGCUCUAUAUGUGCACCUCUUUUUUAUAAAGAACUAUUCACAGGUUUUGACUAGUGUGUCCUCUGACCUCUUUUUCACAUAUACUUUAUCUGACUUACAUCAGAAGGCUGUGAAUGAGGCUCUACAGAGUAAAAAUGGACAUCUGGAUCUUUUCCUGCAGUUUCUUCUGGGUCUGUCAGUAAAGUCUCAUCAGAUUAUCCUACAAGGACUAAUGAAACCGACAAGAAGCAGAUCUGACAGCAAUGAGGAAACCAUUGAGUACAUCAAGAAGAAGAUCAGCAUCAUUGACUCUCCAGAGAAAUCCAUCAAUUUGUUCCACUGUCUGAAUGAACUGGGUGAUCAUUCACUACUUGAGGAAAUACAACAGUAUCUGACAUCUGGAAGAAUAAAAGAAGCCAAACUCUCUUCAUCUCAGUGGUCAGCUGUAGUUUUUAUGCUGUUGACAUCAGAGAAGAUGCUGGAUGUGUUUGAUCUUAAUGAUUUUGUUGAAAGAAACAAUAAAACUGAAAAGCUAAAGGUUCUUCAGAAGCUGCUGCUCGUGAUGAAAGAAUCCAGAUCAGUUCUAUUGAGUGAUUGUGGCGUCACAGAUGAAGGUUGUGCUGCUCUGACUUCAGCUCUGAGAUCAAACCCCUCACACCUGAGAGAACUAGAUCUGACUGGGAAUAAAAUAGGAAAAUCAGUGAAUCUGCUGUCUGAUGUACUACAGGAUCCUCGCUGUAAACUGGAGAUACUGUGGUUGGGGAAGUGUGGUGUCACAGAUGAAGGUUGUGCUGCUCUGGCUUCAGCUCUGAGAUCAAACCCCUCACACCUGAGAAAACUGGAUCUGUCUGGGAAUAAAAUAGGAAAGUCAGUGAAUCUGCUGUCUGAUGUACUACAGGAUCCUCACUGUAAACUGGAGAUACUGUGGUUGAAUGAUUGUGGCGUCACAGAUGAAGGAUGUGCUGCUCUGGCUUCAGCUCUAAGAUCAAACCCCUCACACCUGAGAGAACUGGAUCUGUUAUGGAAUAAACUAGGAGAAUCAGAAGUGAAGUUGCUCUCUGAUCUGAAGAAUGAUCCACAUUAUAAACUCAAGACAUUAUACUUUUGACUCUCAGUAUUUAGACGUCAGUUCAGUUUCCUCAGGAUCAGCUUAUGGUGAAUAAGGAGCCGCUACAGAGAUGAUAACACAGAGACACACAGCGAUCACACUGACGUGUGUGACUUCACACCGGUUUCUUGUUUUUUUUAGAUAAUGGCCCAAGAAUAUGAGUGCUGAAAAUAGCAAUUUGCAUUUCUGGACAUUGAUUACAAUGUAGAUGGUGUAACACUUAAUUUAAACUGCAAACAAGUAAUGCAUUCUCUGUAAAGCUGCUUUGAAACGAUACGUAUUGUGAAAAGCGCUAUACAAAUAAAUGUGAUUUGAAUUGAAUUAAUGCAAAGUGACAAAACUGAAUCAUUCCAUUUUCAUCAAGCCAUAGACAUGCUGUAAAUAAGAGAUGUAUUGUGCAGUACUUUAUUAAAAUGGUAGAAUAUGAUUUAUUAAUAUACUGUAACUGAACUUUAUUUCACCUUGAGUAAUUUUAAGAACACUUUUACGAGUUUUCCUUUGAGAAAAUCAAGAGUCUUUCUAAGAGACAGAUGUGUAAAUGUGUCUACCAGCAGAAGGUCACAAAGAUUAUGCAAAUAAUUUCACUGAAAAUGUUUGUCUGUAAAAUAAUUGUAUUUACCUAUUCUUGUAUGUGAUAAUCUAUUAAAGUUUCCAUAUAAAUCUUAUUGUU
Messenger RNA from Megalobrama amblycephala (Wuchang bream), 3597 nucleotides. RefSeq names its product NLR family CARD domain-containing protein 3-like. Lineage: Eukaryota; Metazoa; Chordata; Actinopteri; Cypriniformes; Xenocyprididae. Bases 225 to 2927 code for a protein of 900 amino acids. Gene Ontology annotation, molecular function: protein binding. The record is from RefSeq and is a predicted model, not a curated record. The transcript is spliced from 10 exons.